Tuber aestivum (summer truffle) is the source of this 3112-nucleotide messenger RNA. NCBI's taxonomy places the organism in Eukaryota, Fungi, Ascomycota, Pezizomycetes, Pezizales, Tuberaceae. The record is from the annotation of a GenBank genome assembly.
AUGAGUUGGAAAGGGUUUCAGCGGAGCGUCGUUCGGGUGGGCUUUCUCUUGGCAAACCCCUCGAGGAAGGAAAGAGGGGAGUUGGAAGUUGAAAGGCUAACGGUGGGAGUGUAGGCGCCGCAAUCGAUUAAACAGAAGUUCAAUAUGGUAUGACGGUUCUUGGUGACGGCCAUCAUCCUGAUCAUGAUGUUUGUUUUUUUCAAGAGAAAAAAAAAAGAGAUACCGUUCGGUCGGUAUGAGGCCCGGAUUGGUGGUUAACGAUAAAGUUUAGGGUGAAGUCACGAAAGAUGCAAUCUACCUAGAUGCAGAGAGACGAUUUGAAGAGCUGGAAAAGGUUUGUUUGAGGCUAUGAUGUUAGCUCUGGGAAGCAGCGUGCUAAGACUUGUUGCGCCUUAGGAAACGAAGAAGCUCCAUGAUGAAUCGAAAAAGUAGGUUACUCUGGGUCCUUCACUAUUGUGGGCUGUUCUGAUUUGCCGUCUAGGUAUUUUGAUGCUAUUAAUGGUAUGCAAUAGAUAACCUCCUAGGUUCAGCUAAAUGGAUUACUGAUGAACCCCAGGCAUGCUGGAUCAUCAGAUCGAAUUCUCAAAGUCCAUUGCUGAAAUCUACAAGCCGAUCUCUGGCCGGGUGUCGGAUCCGGAUUCGAUUGAGGCCGAAGGAAAUCCUGAGGGUAUCCGGGCCUGCGAGGAGUAUGAAUCUAUCGUCAAUGACCUCAAGGUUACUCUGCAACCGGAGCUCGAAAUGAUCGAGACACGAAUAAUUCGACCGGCUGAUGAGCUCAUGGAGAUUAUCAAGGUCAUUCGAAAGACGUCCUUGAAGCGCGACCACAAGCAACUAGAUCACGACCGCCAUCGGGCAACUCUCAAGAAACUUCAGGAUAAGAAGGAUAAAACGCUCAAGGAUGAGAAGGCGAUAUACAAGGCGGAGGGCGAUGUGGAGCUAUCAACGCAGGAGUUCAACUACUACAACGAACUUCUUAAAACAGAGCUUCCAAAGCUCUUCACGCUCGAAAGAGAGUUUAUUCAGCCUCUAUUCCAGAGCUUCUACUACAUGCAAUUGAACGUGUUCUACACUCUUCAUGAGAGGAUGCAAGCUAUCAACAUCGGCUAUUUUGACCUCACUCUCGACGUCGAGACAGCUUUUGAGAAGAAGCGCGAUGGCGUCCAAGAGCAAGCAGAAGCCCUUGCUAUAGUUCGAUUCAAGACAACCGGUCAGCGCACCUCAAAAUUGAAUCCAAAAUUCCAGGGGGUCGGUAAAUCAGAUAAAGCUUCGGUGACGUCACGACGAACAACAUCCUUGGACAUGUCACGUACCACCAGCGACAGUACGGAAACCCCGCCACCGCCCUACACAUCAACCGGCGCUCCCGCAUCAACCAAGGAAAAUGACCUCCUAAGUCCCGCUGUCACCACCGGCGUCGCGAGAAGCAACUCCACCGGGACAAACUACUCGGUAGUGGGUAAGAAGGCUCCUCCCCCACCCAGACCGAAGCCGAAGAAUUUGAGCGUUGAACCCGAGAAGGCGACGGCUCUAUACGACUAUGAGGCACAGGCGGAUGGGGAUCUGAGCUUCAGCACCGGGGACGUCAUUGAGAUCGUGCAGAGGACUAGCAACGAUAAUGAAUGGUGGACCGGAAAGCUGCAUGGUAGGACGGGACAGUUUCCGGGAAAUUAUGUCAAGCUAGGAUGAUAACCUGUGUCCUGUGUCUUGUGAUGUAUUGGUGAAAGUUUUUUUCCCUUUUUCUUUCUAGAAAUGGUUGAGGUUUCUUUUUUCCUCUCCCCCUUUCUUAUUAUUCUCCUCCUUUCUCAACCCUAUAUUGUAAAAAUGAGCCCCAAGUAUCCCCCCCCCCUUUUCCUUUUUAUGUUCGAUCAUCGAGAGGUGUUUUUGGUAUAUCGUAUCGUCUGGAGGGGGUUAGUUCCGUCUUUUUUUUGCUUGCUGUUCUACAUUUCCUUUCUUUUCUUUUUCUAUCCUUUUUAACUCCCAUAGUUUAGAGGAGCGAUUCUUCUGUAUGUAUGUAUUAUGGAGGCGAGAGGUCAGGGGGGUCUGAAGUAGCUUACAUAGUGGAAUUGAAUGGAGUUUUACAAGCGCUUUCGGGGGUGAUCUGUGUGUCUGCUUUAGGAGUUAGAGGAAGUUAGAGUCAUGAUACCUAGGGGGGAAGGUGGUUGGAGGGGCCGAUUCAACCACGAUAUGAUAGAAAAUUAUCGUAGAACUCAUGAUAUCGGAGAAACAUCGCUAUCUCUCUCCCCCACCCUAGGCCCUACCAAACAUGAGGGGCUUGGUGAGGCUUUUAACCCACCUGCACCAGCCACCCUUGGCCAGCCCUGGUAUUAGGGUUAUGCCCGAAUCCGCUACCGUACCGGGCAUACGAGGAUCAUACCUUCCCGCACGCAAAACCAUUAACGAUCACUAACCUCCUGCCUUCUUUCCUCCCACCUCCAUCCAUCUAUCUCUUCCACAACCCACGCCAAACCAAACAGGUAUGCUCCCUCCGUCCCCCAGAUUUCCUUUUCUCAAGCAGUAAGAGGGGGAAUCAAGAAAUUCCAUGAUGAUACUUUGCAAAACAAAUAUGAUAGGAAGAGUCCCAGCAUUUCGGCAUUUUAAAGAGGCGCUUCGAGACGCUUUCUUUUCUUGAUCGGGGGUGCGGUGAGGACGACGCAGGGGUACUGAGAAUUUUGGGAAAUUUUGGAUCGGAGAGCUCUUUUUUUAGGGGGAGUUGGUCCAAUGGGAGUGCUGACUGAACGGGUGCGAAGAUCUAGGUUGGGGUAAGGUAAUCUAUCGGGGGUGAGGGUGUACUUGAGUACUCGAGCACACUGUACGGCGAGAUUUCUCUUGCGGAUGGGGGAGUAAAGGGAGGAGUGAAGGGGGGGCUAGUCGUGUUUGUGGGAUUAAGCUACAAUGUAUUCUACCGCUAAUAAAAGUAUUUUCCCUCUCCCUGUUGCCGGUAAGUCAUGAGCGAGACCCGAUAUCGUGAUCAAUCGUACCUACAUUACGGCAUUCCUAUCAAUACUCGAGUACAAGUACUUGUACCGUCAACGUUUUGAAAACCACUGCCCAGCCCUCCCAUACCGGUAUUGGGGUGGGAAGUUGAUCAAAUCCAAGUCUUGGCGUGCACGUA